UGCUAAAUCACGCGAGUUACCUGCGAAUUAACGCUUCAUCGUGAUCAGGAUAAUUUUCUCUAGACUCGGAGUGUAUUUUGAUGGGGGUUGGUUCGGGUGUAAGGGCGUAUCGAUUGAAAUUCGCGGCGCUUCCUUUCCGCCCCUUCGUCCUGGGAUACACGUAGCGUUCAGGGUCCAUUUUCCCUAGCUAGGGUCGUUACACCGCGGGGUUAGAGGCGCACUUUUGCAGCUCACAACUCACCCUCUACAACUCGAGGACGAACGCAAAGUGUCAUUUAAUGCUUAACAAAACCUGCCGCAAGAGAGAGACGUGCAAAAAUGGGCGAAGACCAGGACCAACAGUUCUGCCUCCGGUGGAACAACCACCCCACAAACCUUGCUGACGUGCUGAGCAGCCUUCUGCAGAGAGAGGCUCUGACGGACGUCACCCUGGCCUGCUCGGGCCACACCUUUAGGGCGCACCAGAUCAUGUUGUCUGCUUGCAGUCCUUACUUCGAGGCGCUUUUUCUUCAAAACACACACCCCCACCCAAUCAUUUUCCUCAAGGAUGUCAACUUUGUGGAAAUGAAAGCCCUGCUCCAGUUCAUGUACAAGGGUGAGGUCAACGUUAGUCAAAACGUUCUGCCUCGCUUUCUGAAAACAGCGGAAGCGCUUAAAAUUCGAGGAUUGACUGAUGGCUUGGGUGGCAACGGCCGCAAGGAGGCGUCCACAACCAGUGCCAAUGAAAAGUCGUCUGACCAAAGAGGGGCCUCAUCACCGCCUCCCGAGAAGAGGAAAAGACGGCACUCAGGGAAUGCUGUAGUGAGAUCAAGUCCCAUCCCAAACAACGACCACCAGAGUGACUCACAGUGCAGCAGUUACAAGAGCAAUUCCAGUCAGGCGGCCUCCCUUUUAGCUGGGGGCGAGUUGUCAGUUGUGCCUCCGUCGCAGUUGGAGGCGGAUUUGGAGCAGGAGGUCUUGGACGUCAAUCCAGAUGAGUUGUCAAUCAAAGAGGAAGACAACGACAAUGACGAAUACCACGACGUAGAGGCAGUGAUGGCGGAUGGCAGUCAGGACGAGACAUUAGAUAAUUCAAACUUCAACAUCUCAGACUUGAGAGACACUGGGCAACCCUCAGGCGCAAGCAGUGACCCUCUUGAUGGACUCGAUGGGUGCGCCGUUCGCCACCGCGACUACGACUCGGUGUUCAUUAAGCUGGCGACGGGCGCUCGCGAGUGCCGCCUGUGCCACAAGGUGGUCAUGAACUACGCCAACCACUACCUGGUGCACUUUCGCGAGAAGUUCUCCUGUCCCUACUGCCCUAGCUCCUUUUCCCGACCCUCGUACAUGAAGCAGCACAUUAAGGUCAACCAUCAACAGGAGCCCAAACCCCCCGUGCCCGCCUCGACGUAGCCGCCACCCUUAUUUUUUUUUCACUUUUAAACAAGAGGUCCCAACAAAGAGGUUGUUUUUGCUAAUCAAAAUCUCACAGUAAAAAAAAUCUGGAAUCUUACAAAUCAACCUUCUUACUUUCUCUUUGGUGAGAUCUCUUGUUUGCCCAUACUCGCCCGCCGAGACAGUUCCUAAUUUGCUGAGUGACGCGCGCGACCCCCAAGCGCAGCUCUCUAAUGAAUAAUUUUUUGUUUGACCAGGACUUAUGUAGAGAAAUAACCAUGUUGAUCCGCUGCGUUGGCCUGCUUUCAUCCAUUGUUCGGGGCAAAUAUUUGAUUAAUUUUUUACUACUGCUAUACAUUUACAUCACAGGAAACCACUGGAAACGGGCCAGUUAUUUGCCAUUUACUUGCCAUUAUUUAAUUUUAUACUCAAAUCAACCGUUACCAUUCAGCUUGAUGAAAAUGCAGUUAUUUUUUCUUUGUUAUAUUUUUUUUCUCUCCCUAGUAGUCUCGAGUAGCAAUUGUUGAAUUCAGGCCAAUACGUUGAGUAGCAAAUAUUGUAGAUUACAUUUUACUAGUUCAUAUAUGAAUUGCAUAGAAAGUUGAGCUCCCAAAGAAGUAGAGUCAAAUGAUUGAUGCUCACCAACGUGUAUCUUUUGUGCAUUUUUAUUCGAGAAAAUCAUAAAAGUAAUUUGUAUGAAUGAUUAUUUAGCUGAGAAAAAUAUGCGCUAAAUCUAUUCGAGUUGGAUAUUUCAAAAUAUAUAUUAAUUAACUAGUUAUUCGUCUGGGACAAUGAAUGAUUUUAUAAAAAUAGCAAAAGUAUUAUGAUGACAAUUUAAUGAACAAAAUGUACAGUACGAUCUAGAUUUAAUAAAAGAUCCGCCGGGUCUUCCGAGAGAUGCAUCUAAACAAGUAUUUGAGUGAUUUUUUUACAUCUUCUGACGAACCUCACGUUUGGAGUGAUCUGUUUUGUUUUGUCCAGUUUUCAGUUUUUUAUUUUUUUAUUUUGAUUUUAUAGUGCAUGUCUGCAUUGUCCUUUGCUUCAGUCAGUGUUGUUUGUCGUUUUGUCCAGUGUGGCAUGUAGCGUUUGAUUGAUGCUCACGAUGCCCCCAUUAAUCAAGCGGCACCAGCAAUGCCAAGUGAGAAUUUAAUUAUUAAAAAAAACCACCAACCAACCAACACCCUGUGCAGCAUGAAAGGUGAC
Messenger RNA from Neocloeon triangulifer, 2577 nucleotides. RefSeq names its product sex determination protein fruitless-like. NCBI's taxonomy places the organism in Eukaryota, Metazoa, Arthropoda, Insecta, Ephemeroptera, Baetidae. The transcript is spliced from 6 exons. Gene Ontology annotation, cellular component: nucleus. Gene Ontology annotation, molecular function: protein binding. The coding region runs from base 319 to 1392 and encodes 357 amino acids. Gene Ontology annotation, biological process: regulation of transcription by RNA polymerase II. The record is from RefSeq and is a predicted model, not a curated record.